CAGGCAGACAGCCAGUUCAGAGGGAAAGAACCAGCAGCCACAGGAAGCCAGAGAUGAUCAGAGGACUUAUUCUCACAGGACUACUGGUCCUGCUUUGGCACCAGAUGGAUGUACAAGCGCACACGUUGAGCAGACACAGCCCCGCAAGCAACAUGGCCAAGCUGAAGAGUUUGCUGCAGCAGUUUGAGGAGGCCAUGGCCGCAGAAGAGGCUCCUGAGAGAUCCGUCGAUUAUGAGGACAGCAACACUGCGCUGGAGCAGAGCCCAGCUUCUGCAUCCUGGGACAGAGACAGAGCGGAAGAAGCACCGCCGGCGGAGGACACCAACAACCAGGAUGGAUUUGAGGCGCAGAGAAACCGCCUCAUAGAUCUCCUCAUGUCAACCCGGAGCAAAAGCCUGUCUGGCUGUUUCGGGGGAAGGCUGGAUCGCAUAGGGUCCUCCAGCACCCUUGGGUGCAACUCUAAAAAAGGUUAGCUACAAUGAGUGAACACAGUGACGUUAAGAUUACAAAAUAUAUUUAUGAUAUAUAAGUUAUUUUACAUGUGGGCAGUUGUCCAUGAACUUUUCAUGUAUUUAAGAGAGGGCAAAAAUCUCUGUAACUCUAGAUAAAAGUAAAUCUAAGGUCCUGUAAACUUCACAAUUUUCCCCCCAAAUUUUUAAUUACCUUUGUCUUCAAUAAGUAGUUUUACAUGGUCCUGAGGUGUGCCAGAUGACUUCUGUUUUUUGAUCUCAAAAAACAGAAAAGAUGCCGGUAAUUUUCAUCAUCUGUUAACUCUACAAAAGGUCUCAUUAGUUAACAUGAGUUAAUGUAUGAACUAACCUUAACUAACAAUGAGCAAUGCAUUUCUUACAGUAUACAAGUACAAGAAUAUGCAUACAACUGUUAUUUGUUAGUUCAUGUUAGCUGAGGUCCAUUAAAUUAUAUCAACAGAUACAACUUGUGAUUUAAUAAUGUAAAAAUUAACAUUAAGAUUAAUAUAAUCUUAACUAAUGUCAACAAGUAGAACCUUAUAUUAAAGUGAUUCCGGCAACACUUUACAAUAAGGUUUCAUUAGUUAACAUUAGUUAAGUACUUUAGUUAAUAUGAACUAAGAAUGAACAACACCAUUUAUUAAUCUAAUUUCAGCGUUUACUAAUGCAUUAUUAAAAUCAAAAGUUGUGUUUGUUAACAUCAGUGAAUGCAUUGUGAACUAACAUGAACAAUGAACAACUAUGUUAUUAACUAACUGUAAUAAAUGUACUGCUCAUUGUUUCAUGUUAGUUAAUACAUUAACUAAUGUUAACAAAUGUCACCUUAUGGUAAAGUGUUACCGUGAUGCGCAUUAAACACAAUGCAAUGGGGAAUUUUAAUAUGUGGGGGAAAAACACCUGUUAAAAAUAAACAUGGAAGAAAUCCUUCAUUUGGGCCCUAUUUUUACAGCCUUUUGUAGAAUAAAUAUCAGUGUACUAUGAACAUAUAAAAACUGCAUGUAUUUUAAUUCAAAGUUGACAGAAAACAAAUUUGUAAUUUAGAAAACAGAAAGACUAAAUUAAAAUGUUACAAAAUGCAUGCUAAACUAAAACUGUGUGAAAAUCUUUCCUCAAAUCUUCAAACAUGAAAAUGAAUGUAACGUGUGGAAAUGAAGCCAAUAAGACUUUGUUAUAAAAUUCUUCCAUAUUUUGCAAUGCCUGUUGUGCUUUAUAUUAUCUGAUGGUUUAUUUUUGUUUAAUAUAUUUAUUGUGUACAAGUAGUUGAGUGCUAAUAAGCAUGUUGAAAUACGAUAUAUGGCAACAAUCACGAUAAUUCUGUGCAUUCAUAAUGUUUUAAUCAUUCUGCAUUCAUUUAUGAGGUUUAUGAAAUUGCAAUUCUCCUGUCCGGUGUGCAGUUCUGCUUUUAAUGACGACACUCAUGAAUGUGAAUUGCUAUUUGUUUGUGCUGAACCUGUACUUUGAAAUAAAAUGCAAAAUACAAUUUUGUUUCAAGAACAGACUUUUGGUUGCAGAAUGUGAUAUUAAAAUGAUAAUAAAAUCCUGGUUUUUAAAUCA
Messenger RNA from Labeo rohita (rohu), 2024 nucleotides. RefSeq names its product natriuretic peptide A (gene nppa). Gene Ontology annotation, biological process: receptor guanylyl cyclase signaling pathway; cGMP biosynthetic process; neuropeptide signaling pathway. The coding region runs from base 54 to 473 and encodes 139 amino acids. Gene Ontology annotation, cellular component: extracellular region; nucleus; cytoplasm. NCBI's taxonomy places the organism in Eukaryota, Metazoa, Chordata, Actinopteri, Cypriniformes, Cyprinidae. The transcript has 2 exons. Gene Ontology annotation, molecular function: hormone activity; hormone receptor binding. The record is from RefSeq and is a predicted model, not a curated record.